UCCUGCAGAAGAUGAGGAGGAAGGGGAAGCCACGUUAGACACAGAAUCUUUCACACUUCCCAGGGAAGAAAAGCCUGUAUUGAACGCAGCGGAAAUGACUGCAGUCGGCGACAGUGGAUAUGAGGCACUAACCCAGUUCGGCCUCACGCUGUUUUCUUCUCUGGCCGGAGAGCGUAGCGGCCAGACUACACUGGUCAGCCCUGCUGCUAUUGGUGCUCAGCUGUGUGCCCUCCAGACAGCUGCUUGUGGGGACACCAAAACUGAGUUCCUGGGUGCCCCUCUUCGGGAAGGCCUUGCGCUACACCUCCACGCAGUGACCGUCAAGCUCUUCAUGCAACUGGAAAAGCCCAACCCAUACGUUUCUAUGUCGCUCGUGCAGAGAAUGUUUGUGGACAAAGCUGCCCACCUGAACGAGUCCUGGACGAAAUUGGUGGAGAGCAAGUACCGGUGUGGCGUGGAGCAGGUGUCGUUUCGUGCGGACCCUGAGGCUGUUGCAGCACUCGCGAACUCUUGGGUUUUAAAAGCCACCCAAGGGCGUGUGGACUGUGUCAUUCCCCCUGGAACUAUCGAUUCAUCUGCGAAGAUUGUGAUGGUCUCUGCUUUCUACUUCAAGGGCUACUUCGACCACCCUUUCAAAGCCAUAGGAAAGAAGACGUUCUUGGCAAAGAUAUCGGCACCGUCAGAGGUCGACAUGAUAGGUGCAACGGGAGAGUUCCUGUACGCGGAACUAAAUGCUCCAGCAGCAGCGAAAGUAAUAGAGCUUCCGUACCGCAACAAGGACAUUACUCUCCUGCUGUUCUUGCCCGACAGCCAUUUAUCGCUUCAAGAGUAUCGGACGGCGCUCACUCCGCAGAUGCUCACCGAUAUCAUCGGAAAACUAGAGAGGAAGCAGGUGUAUGUAGAGCUGCCCGUAAUGACCCUGACGCAAGAAGUUAUCCUCAACCGGUCACUCGUCAAGACCGGAGUAAAGCACGCAUUCAUGGACGGCGCAGACUUCACCGUCGCCGCUCCCUCAGGUGGACUGCGUCUCACCGAUGUCUUGCACAGGGCUACCUUCGUAUUGGCGGAGAGCCCCGAUGCCACAGCGACGCAGCCUCUGUCGCCUGCUCCGCUGGAAUUCUUACUGUGUCGACCUUUCCUGUUUGUGCUACAGCGAGCACGCGACCGCUAUAUCUUACUCCUUGGCGCGGUCAAGAGCAUUCCAGUGGCCGCUACCUCCAACCAGGCUGCGACAACCAGCCAAUGAAAUUUUGUAAAACGUAUACUGCAGCUCGUGCCGGCAUACGCGUGAAGACCGCGUAAUUGCUUCCUAUUCUUUCAGAUGUUUGGAAUGUAUUCUCAAACGGACGAUUAAAAUUACAUAUGAUGUAUGUAUUCAUCACGCACAAACGGUGUUAGUGUCGAAACACUUACCCAAAUAAAGCUCAAACUAUA
Molecule: messenger RNA, 1434 nt
Organism: Ornithodoros turicata
Lineage: Eukaryota; Metazoa; Arthropoda; Arachnida; Ixodida; Argasidae
Product: ovalbumin-like
Exons: 6
Coding region: 95-1246 (383 amino acids)
Molecular function (GO): serine-type endopeptidase inhibitor activity
Source: RefSeq, a predicted model, not a curated record